CUGUAUUUUGCAGGUUGUACCGAGGAUGAUUUGUCAGAUUUUUUCGAGGAUUUGAGAGAUGAUGGUGGGACCGGAUCGAAUCAUUCUUUUGUUAUGUACGAUAAGGACUCGACGUUAAUUGCUAUAUGCCUCAAUAGUAUUGAUGAAAUUGGUGCAAAAGAUGGACAGCAUUUUAGGCGUGGACUAGGAACUCAAUUAAUUGAGCUUGCAAUCGAAGAAGCUGUCGAAAAUGAUUGUGCCUUCAUUGUUUCGGCAACAACUGCUGUUGCAUCACAAAAUUAA
Dracunculus medinensis (Guinea worm) is the source of this 282-nucleotide messenger RNA. Lineage: Eukaryota; Metazoa; Nematoda; Chromadorea; Rhabditida; Dracunculidae. The record is from the annotation of a GenBank genome assembly.